GUCGACAUUGAAUCCAUUGUCGAUCAAUUCAAUCUCAAUACUGAGCAAGCCCGAGCUUUUCGCCUUGUAGCAUCGCAUAGUUUGGCCUCCAAACCUGACCCGUUGAGAAUGUUUCUGAGUGGUGCAGGAGGAACAGGAAAAUCCACUGUCAUUAACGCGAUAUGGACUUACUUUAAUCAACGAGGCCAAGAUCGUCGUUUCCGCUUGACUUCAUACACCAGAAUUGCAGCACGCAAUAUCUCGGGCAUGACCAUUCAUUCCGCCCUAAUGCUCAAUCAGAGAAAUAAGCGUGGAGCAUCAACAAAAACGAACUGUGACCUCAUAGCCAUGUGGCAGGGAGUGGAUUAUCUUUUCAUUGAUGAGAUCUCAAUGGUGGGUUGUAAAACCUUGAUGGAAAUUUCUAACGCACUUUGC
Desarmillaria tabescens is the source of this 414-nucleotide messenger RNA. RefSeq names its product P-loop containing nucleoside triphosphate hydrolase protein. Gene Ontology annotation, molecular function: DNA helicase activity. The record is from RefSeq and is a predicted model, not a curated record. The transcript has a single exon. Gene Ontology annotation, biological process: DNA repair; telomere maintenance. Lineage: Eukaryota; Fungi; Basidiomycota; Agaricomycetes; Agaricales; Physalacriaceae. The annotation marks the transcript as partial.